Messenger RNA from Alnus glutinosa, 558 nucleotides. RefSeq lists its product as uncharacterized. NCBI's taxonomy places the organism in Eukaryota, Viridiplantae, Streptophyta, Magnoliopsida, Fagales, Betulaceae. The record is from RefSeq and is a predicted model, not a curated record. The transcript is spliced from 2 exons. The coding region runs from base 100 to 480 and encodes 126 amino acids.
GUCACACCUGUUCGAGGGACAUGUUUUUCAUAUAGGCCUCGGUCACAGGGGGGACCAUCUCAGGGGACGUCUCGGGAUUGGGCCGAACAGUCUCGGAAGAUGGAAGAGAUGCAAGCGGAGCUACAUGCUGAGCGAGCGAGGAAUGACCGGUUGGAGCAGCGCGUGCAACAGUUCGACGGCAUAGAGCAGCGCUUGCGAGAGAUGGAGGUCUUCAUGUCCUCCAUGGGAGUACCAGCACCAUGUGUUGGUAAUCAGUCUUCUCCUGCACACGUAGGUAGUACGUCGUCCGUUGGUAGUGCAUCUGCAGGUAAUUCGACAACGGUUGGUACGUUGUCGCCUGUUGGACGACAGCUGAGCCAGCACUCCACUGUCGCUACACCUUCGCCCGCUACACCAUUCAUUGCGCAGCAAUCGCCGGUGGGCGAGAACACGCCUGGGACGGUACCUCGUGAUUCGCAGAGACGCCUUUCAGAUUUGUAGAUAUUUUGUGUAAUUAUUUUUUGUUCGUAAAUAUUUGCUUGUUAACGAAUAUGUUAUUAAUUAUUUGUUUGUGUAGUA